Boleophthalmus pectinirostris (great blue-spotted mudskipper) is the source of this 3832-nucleotide messenger RNA. It is a transcript of the gene marchf5, whose product is annotated as membrane-associated ring finger (C3HC4) 5. The record is from RefSeq and is a predicted model, not a curated record. The transcript is spliced from 6 exons. Lineage: Eukaryota; Metazoa; Chordata; Actinopteri; Gobiiformes; Gobiidae. Gene Ontology annotation, molecular function: zinc ion binding. Bases 376 to 1221 code for a protein of 281 amino acids.
GCCGUGUUCUAUUUUGCUCGGCGCAGACGGGACGGACGCUCAAUGGAGUCUAGCGGUCACGCCGGAGCUCGAAUAGACGUGACAAGCCAAACCGUAGACGUUUUAGGAGUAUUUUUUUGAGUUUGUCCGUUAGUUUAGCUUCGGAUCGAUGCGGUGCACGUCAAAGAACAGUUUUGAUCGGACGUGAAAAAGCGACGCUGCAGCUGUUGCGCCGUGAAAACACAAAGGCCUGCGUGCGGCUACGUGAGAUUAGCUUUAGCUGCCGAAUAGUUCACUACGCCGAUACUUAUGCGACACUUUAAGAGUUUAAAUCUUUUAUUUUAUUCGUAAUUAAGUGAAGAUUACAUAGACACGAGCCUGGAAAUCGCCACGGAAAUGUCGGAUCAGAGUGCGGUGGUUAUGCAACAGAAUUUGGACAGAAGUUGCUGGGUGUGCUUCGCCACCGACGAGGACGACCGGACGGCGGAGUGGGUGCGCCCGUGCCGCUGCCGGGGGUCCACCAAAUGGGUGCACCAGUCGUGUCUGCAGAGGUGGGUGGACGAGAAGCAGAGAGGAAACAGCACCGCCCGAGUGGCCUGUCCUCAGUGCAACGCAGAGUACCUCAUCGUCUUCCCCAAACUCGGCCCGGUGGUGUACGUGCUGGACCUGGCAGACAGACUCAUCUCGAAGGCCGGACCGUUCGCCGCCGCCGGGAUCAUGGUCGGGUCUAUUUACUGGACCGCGGUCACCUACGGAGCCGUCACGGUCAUGCAGGUGGUGGGGCAUAAGGAGGGCCUGGAUGUGAUGGAGAGAGCAGACCCUCUGUUCCUGCUCAUAGGACUUCCCACCAUCCCAGUGAUGCUGAUUCUGGGAAAGAUGAUCCGCUGGGAAGACUACGUGCUCCGUCUGUGGAGGAAGUACUCCAACAAGCUGCAGAUCCUCAACAGUAUAUUCCCAGGUAUCGGUUGUCCCGUGCCCAGGAUCCCCGCCGAGGCCUCCCCUUUGGCCGAUCACGUCUCCGCCACCAGGAUCCUGUGUGGAGCGCUGGUUUUCCCAACGAUCGCCACCAUCGUCGGAAAACUCAUGUUCAGCAGCGUCAACUCCAACCUGCAGAGGACCAUCCUGGGAGGAAUCGCCUUCGUGGCCAUUAAAGGAGCGUUUAAAGUUUAUUUCAAGCAGCAGCAGUAUCUGAGACAAGCCCACCGCAAGAUCCUCAACUUCCCCGAGCAGGAGGAGGCCUGAGACCCCGGACACUUUACCCCCCGGAAAAAAAACCCGGUCGUACCUCGGGACUGCGAGUCAGACCGACGACGACGAGAGACAAACCCCGAGCACGAAGCGACUCAUCAAAAAACAUCUCUGCUUCUGUUUUUGUGUUUUUAAUUUUCCUCAAACACUUUCGCAAAAUCCGGACUGAAGGAAGUGUUGAGUUUCAUUCAGUCUCAGAUUAUUUUAAGAAGAAAAUUCGAGGGGCAUGUGUCGUUUUAUAAUAAAUAUUUGUUUUAUAUGAGGCUUUAUUUUGCAGGUUUAAAGUGAUCAGCUCGUUGUUGUUUUUUUUGCCGUUCGUUCGUGAAUCGGACUCUGCGAUGAGGAAACAUGUUGGAAUGUAAUAUUAAAAUAAAUUACGUUGUGGAAUAUUACGUUUGGGACUUUGGAUGAUUGUUUUAAAUCCGUGAAUCGUUCGUUUGUGUGUUUGUUUUUCAAAAUAAAACCAAAAAUAAGGAAAUGAAAAAACGAUUUUCUUCAUUAUUUGUCUCCAAAAUCAAGAGAACGAUUUGUUUUUUUCAGUUUUCGAUUUUGUGUUUAAAUGAAAAAUGGAAAAAAACGGAUAACGACCGUUUCCUGUUUACGUGACUUAAACUGCAACGCCGGACUGAACCAGGACUAGGAUUAAAACGGGACUAAACCAGGUCUAAACCAGGACUAAACUGUUCCCAGUCGCGGUCUUGGUCCUGGUCUCAGUCCUGAUCACCCGACGGUCUACGUGGGCGCAACUCCGAGCCCGUCUGGACACUCAGGCCUGGUUUAGUCCUGGUUUAGGACUGAGACCAGGACCAGACCAAGACUGAGAUCAGUUUAGUCCUGGUUGACCUGGUUUAGACCUGGUUCAGUCCUGUUUUAGACCUGGUUUAAUCCCGGUUUAGUUCUGGUUUAAUCCUGGUUUAGAUCUGGUUAAGUCCUGUUUUAGACCUGUUUUAGACCUGGUUCAGUCCUGGUUUAGACCUGGUUCAGUCCUGGUUUCAGUCCUGGUUCAGUCCAGUUUUAGUCCUGGUUCAGUCCGUUAUCUGUUUUUUUCCAUUUUUCAUUUAAACACAAAAUCAAAAACUGAAAAAACAAAUCAUCUGUUUUUUUUUUUUAUUUUGGUUUUGGAGUCAAAUAAUGAAGAAAAUCAUUUUUUUCAUUUUCUAAUUUUUGCUUUUAUUUUGAAAAACAAAUGAACGAAUGACACGGAUUAUUUUAAAAUCACAUAAAUUGUUCUGUUUUGUAAAAGUUUAAGUUUGUCCACUUUACAUUUCGCAGUUGAAAGUACGACUUGGUUUUCACGUUUUUCUAAUUCUGACUUGGUUUGAUGAGUUUGUCGUUCUUGUAUGUUUAUUUCAUAGUUUAAUUUUAUGAGUUUAGUUGCAGUUUGUGGAAAAAAAUUAAAAGAAAAGAGCAAAAAUACAGGAAGUAGCGUCAUCAACACUGAAAAAUUCCAAAAUAAAGAGACAAUUUAGGCACAAGGAACAAACUUUUACACUAUUUACAAUUUAUAUACAAAAAAUAAAACUAAAUUCGAUUGGAUCACUUUGAAUCGAUUGCUUCUGCGAAUUUUACACUUUGAAUUUCAACAAUUGAAUUUGAGAACUUGGAAAAUAUUUGUGCUGAACAUUUAAGUUUAUUUUAUUUUGAAUUUUAUUGAAUUAUUUUAACAAUAUACACUUUUACUUUCAGCAACAAAAAUUCAGUAUAAAAAUAUCCAAACAUGUUUUUUCAAAGUUAAAAAAAUUCAAAAUGAGAAAUUCCAACGGCAUUAAAAAUCCAAAAUCUGACAAAACAAAUUAUUUUCUAUACUAAAUGUCAUAAAAGUUGGUGACACAUAGUAGGCUCCGGAGGGACGGAGGUUUGUUUGGCGAUUGGUCAAAGAUUUUAAAGUUUAAACGUGUAGUAAUUUUUCCUAAUAAGAGUCCAGCACCUGAUUUCACUGGAAUGUACCACAGUAUGGCUUUAAAUCGCUUAUUAUUUAGUUAUAAGUGUUUUAUUGUUAGAAAAAAACAACAAAAAACAUCUUGAAAAAUAUGAAAGUUCGCCCACCUCUUCACAAAUCGGACUUGUAAACUGUUACGUUUUUUCUCUGGGAAAUAGAUGAGUUUAAUAUCAUAAAUUCCCAGCAAAACAACAAUAUCUCCAUGGUAACGGACCCUGUACCUGGAAAGUUACACAGUGCACCUUUAAAAUCAACCAGGGUUAGAAAUUAAACAAGUCAGAUUUUGUUUUUUUUAACCAUUUUAGCAGCAACUUUCAAACAAGUCAUAAUUUAAUCGCUUUUUCUCAUCUACACCGUAACACAAGUCGAUAAGUUAAGCUCGUAAUAGAAGUUUAUUCGUUUAUUACCGUGGCAACCUGAGCUACGUCGUCGCUUCAGUCCCUCCGGAGCGUACUGUCAGUGUCAAGUCCUGAAUAAAAACUCCUGAAAUGGUCUUUACGGUCGCCCCCAAAAGCUUCAUCAGGACAUUUUUAAGAAUCAGAUGGAAGUGUUUGGUGAAGGUGAAGGUGCCUCAGUCCACAGCCCCGAUCCGGAGACGGGCGCCGUGGUAACGCUGUGGAGUUUAAUCAAAGCUCAUGUGAAUAAAUGUAUUUUUCCAACGUGAAA